AGGACAGCAUGUUGGCAAAACGGCACCCGUUGCAUGCCGGAGUCGCUCGGCGCGCCGGGGCGGCGCAAGAGGACUCCUCCGACCCGAAGACCGGCUCGAUCUCGAGGAGGUGGUCGCAGAAGCCAAACGGGUUGUGGACAACGGCACGCUGAAAGACAUGCAAGUGGUCAUGCGAAAAGUGCAGCUGACAGAUCCAGGGAAGUGGAAUGAUUUGGCGACUAAGCCUGAGUUAAAGCAGCAGCUAAAGAAGUUUGUGGCAGAGGCAGCCCUAAAGGCCUUGGAAGAGGACCUGCUCCUGGCGCGACAGCAGCAAGCGAGCGCCCAGCGGCAGGUUGAGACUGCCCAGCGGCAGGUUGAAAGCGCUCAGCGGCAGGUUGAGAGCGCCCAGCGGCAGGUUGAGAGCGCCCAGGAGCAGGAAGCGAUGGCGGUGAGGCGUCUCGCUCGAGCUGCCACCGUCUUGGAGACGGCGGAGGACUCGGGCAAUGCGACAAAGGUGCAGGAGGCCAAGGAGGAGGUUCAGGAGGCGAAGAAGGAGGUUCAGGAGGCGAAGAAGGAGGUUCAGGAGGCGAAGAAGGAGGUCCAGGAAGCGAAGAAGGAGGUGCAGGAGGCGGAGGUCAAGGAGGCGAAGGCAAGCGGCCGGACGAAGGAGUCCGAGGUUGAGCUCCCUCGUUUUAACGCCGCAGAUCUCUCGGACUUGGAAGACCGCUUUUUGAACCGCCGAAUCAACAACAAGAAUGAGAGGCCUUUUGAGGAAAGAGAGGCGGUUGUUGAGAGUGUUGUGGAGCAAAUGGAGGAGAUCCAAAGGAAACAGACCAACAAGCCGACGGUCUUGGCCUUGUACAGCCCGCGGGGCACCGGCAAGACAUCGCUCAUUCGUCAUUUGGCGAAGGUCUCAAACUUUUCCGAAAGUCGACGGUGCGGGCGGCUCUUGGUAUUUGAUGCGUUGACGAUUCCGCCAACGCUGCUGCGCAAAGAUCCUGACUUGCUGGUUUCUGCCAUCAUCUUGUGGCACCUUUGCCAGAUCUUCGAUGGCUACUCUGUGGAGGUGAGCCAAGGGCCACCCAUUGGUUUCCAGACGACGAGGUUCAGCGAUUUGGUCAACAUAUUGGAAUCCAGCCGAUCAUCGCCAGCUGUCAACAGCUUUGAGGCUUGGGUUCGCUUACGUUGCAGAAUCAAGGAAGCUGUUUUCGAGCAGUGGCUUCUGGUGACGGCUGCAGCCUUCAAUGCAACACCAGCCUGCCCUUGCUUACUGUUCCUCGAUCAGGCAGAGCUGCUUGUGAACAGAAAGGUCGAUGAACUGAGCCAACAUCGUGGACAGAAAUCGGUCUUCACCCAAAUAUUGAGCGGAUUCCCGCAGGGGCUUGGCAUGUUUUCCGCAGGCACAGUCAAUAUCCUGCAAGAUAGGCCAUCCGACGAGUACACCAUGCUGAAGGUCCAGAAAGCUCCAGCUCUAGAGCCAUUGUCACUGCAAGCUGCCAGACGAGCCAUGAAAGGCUGGAGGGGUACGCAGUACCAGGAGGAGGAAUUCAACAAAAUUUUCCUCUUCUCUGCCGGGGUACCCCGGCUUUUGGAGGCGGCUUUCCAGACCAGGGGUGAGUUGGCAUCAACUGCUCAGGUUGCACUCAACGCCAUGUCGAAUGAGUUCGAAAGCUCGUACGCGGAUGCAGCGCCUUAUUUCGCUGAGCCCAAAGUGGCUUUGUCGUUGGUUCUUUGCUCGGCGGUUCGAUGGCCUGCAGAAGGCAACCAGUUUGUGCCCGGAACCUCACUAAGGUGGUCAGACAUCUUCAGGGCAGGAGCAGCGUUUCCAAAGAACAAGUCCGUUCUGGUUCCACGGCUGUGGUGGUGUAAGGAUACCAAUGUCAAAGAUGCCCUCCAAAACGACUUGAAACAGCGGAACAUUUCGUUGGAAGGGCUCCUGCCAGAUUUGCUGAAUUACUUGAUAGGGCAGAAAAGGGGCGCCACUGAAAGGGGGCGCCCUUGGGAAGAGCUGGUGGCCAAUUCCCUGGCUGCGCGCUUCCACCUUCACUGCAUAGCAAGAAAUCUGAGUGCUAACGUCACCUGGAUCCCGUUUUUGGAGAUCUACCCUACGGAGGAUCUGCACUUGCGAGCUGUUUUGGAGCCGUUCGAAGUUUGCUGGAGUGAUGGUGUGGAAUACCCGACGGACAAUGAAGCUAGUGUCGAAAGCAAGGUCGGGAAGGCCAUCAAGUCCAACCGGAAUAUCAAGAAUGCUCACCACGACCUUUUGAUCCCUGUGAAGCGGAAGGCGACUCCUAUGCUCGAAUUCAUUGCAGUGCAAUGCUGCUAUGGGUUGCUGAAGACCGCAAGUCAGCUGUCCAAAUCAUGCCAGGACAAGACUAGGAAGCCUCGGAAGGGCAGGAAGGGAGCGCAGGGCAGGACGCCUCAAAAGGAGGAGCACAGAGACGACCUUGCAGACAUGGCAAAUGCGUUGCUCCAGAUUUGCAGCACAUGUGAAGACGGCAGACAAAAAUUUCAGGACGGCUCUUCCUGGGCCAAACGCCAACAGGAGAAGAGAUACUCUCUCAUGAGUUGUAGGUGUAUAAUCCCAGAGAUGGACGUGUUGCAGCUGCUGUGAGUGCAAAAGCGCGCAAGAGAGAGCAAAGAAAGGGAAGAGAAGGGAAGGGAAGAUUCUUUCCUGUAAACAAGCC
This is a messenger RNA of Effrenium voratum, 2666 nucleotides long. NCBI's taxonomy places the organism in Eukaryota, Dinophyceae, Suessiales, Symbiodiniaceae. The record is from the annotation of a GenBank genome assembly.